This is a messenger RNA of Synchiropus splendidus (mandarinfish), 3356 nucleotides long. RefSeq names its product E3 ubiquitin-protein ligase BRE1B-like. Bases 163 to 3186 code for a protein of 1007 amino acids. Gene Ontology annotation, cellular component: nucleus; HULC complex. NCBI's taxonomy places the organism in Eukaryota, Metazoa, Chordata, Actinopteri, Syngnathiformes, Callionymidae. The transcript has 20 exons. Gene Ontology annotation, molecular function: ubiquitin protein ligase activity; metal ion binding. The record is from RefSeq and is a predicted model, not a curated record.
AAAUAAAAUGUAUAUAUUUUUUUAAAGUUCAAUUUUUGUUUAUAUUUUCAUAUAAAGAAUGCCAAAAAUUAUUCACAACGGAAGUUCGCUUAUUACUUCCUGUGUAGCCCCGAUGUUUCGUCUGUUAUUUUAAUUCGUUUCCUGAGAAGAGGAGAAGACAAGAUGUCUGGUGCUGGGGGAGGAAAACGUCCCUCCGGUGGGGACAGUCCCCCUGGUCCACCCGAAAAGAAAAGUAAAAAAGAAGAAAAGACCACCACCACUCUUAUUGAGCCAAUUCGAAUUGCCGGAGUUUCUUCUACGGAGGAAAUGGACAUGAAGGUGAUCCAGUUCAAGAAUAAAAAGUUAUGUGAGCGCCUGGAGCAAAGACAGACAAUGGAGGAUGAGUUAAGAGAAAAGAUUGAAAAGCUAGAGAAAAGGCAAGCCACUGAUGACACCACCCUGCUGAUUGUCAACCGCUACUGGUCACAGUUGGAGGAAAAGGUACAGGUUUUGCGAAAUCGCAUUCUACCGAAGGAGACCUCUGUAUCAUCUCCUGCUCCGCCCACGGGUCCACCACUAGACGCUACAUCAAUGGAACUGGACAGCAGUGACCUGGCCACACCAUCCUCAGUUGUGCCACCACCUCCACUCCCAGAGACACAAAAUGAGGAAGAGCAGUCAGAGCAGCAUUCCCAACCUCAGCAACAAGAUGACCUUUGUCAAGGGGAGCAUCAGGAGAAGCCAACACUCCCUGAAGGUUCAGAGGAAACAAUGAAGCCCAUUGAGCCGCCACAGGACUCAACAACAUUAGACACGGAGCCACCACUUCCACCUUUGAGUGAGAAUGCAAAGAGCUUCCUGACUACUCUAGAGCACAGCAGUGAGGAGGAGCUCAGCCUUCACCUACAAGACCGUAUGCAGUUCAGCAAGGAAGCCAUUGCGUGUCUAGUCUGUGUUUUUGACCGACUGCACAGCCACAUUGAGGGGAUGUGCAAGCAAGUCCAAGCAACAGAACCCGAGGAUGAGAAUCAAUCUGAGAUUAAAAAUGUGAACCACAACCUGCUAGAAGAGAACUGCCGACUCCGUGACCUAGCCACACUGCUUCAGGGAAGACAUCACAAAAUGUCCAUGGAGUACAAUGAGUUGGUGGACAAGGUGACCAGUGCUGAGACAAAAGUAUCUGAGAUGGCGACAACGGUUGAGGAUCUGGAGUGGGAUAUUGAGAAACUCCGCAACAGGGAACAAAAGCUCAACAAACAUCUGGCAGAAGCUAUGGAACAGCUGAAGUCUGGAUAUAGCAGCACUGGCAGCUCUGGAGGUUUGGCUGGAGGCCAGAUUACUCUAAAUAUUCAAAAGUUUGAGAGUCUGAACGCAGAGCUGGAGCACAACCAAGAGUUGGCAAACAGUCGUAUGGCAGAGUUGGAAAAACUGCAGGUGGAACUCCAGGAGGCUGUGAGAGAGAGCGAAAGGCUCAAGAUGGACCUGCGUAAUAUUCCAGAGGAUGUUGUGAAGGAAACUCUGGAAUACAAAUGUCUACAGUCGCAGUUUUCUCUCUUAUACAAUGAGUCUCUUGGUGUGAAAACUCAACUUGAUGAGGCACGGACUCUCCUGCUCACAACUAAAAAUGCCCAUCUACGUCAAAUUGAGCACCUGGAGAGCGAUGAGCUGUCCCUUCAGAAGAAGCUGCGGACAGAGGUCAUCCAGCUGGAAGACACACUGGCGCAGGUUCGGAAAGAGUAUGAGAUGCUUCGUAUCGAGUUUGAGCAGAACUUGGCAGCAAAUGAGCAAGCAGGACCAAUCAACAGGGAGAUGAGGCAUUUGAUCAGUAGCCUUCAGAACCACAACCUGCAGUUGAAAGGUGAUGUACAGAGAUACAAGAGGAAGCUGCGAGAAACACAGAUGGAGAUAAAUAAGCUACGCUGCCAAAGUGGUGAAGUUGGGGUCCUGAUUCUGGAAGAGAUGUCCAGUGAUGGCCUCGAUAUAAAGAAAGAAGAGGAGGAGGACCAAGAAGAUGAGGAGGAGAGGAGAAAAGAAGUGGAGCGACAGCGGGCCCGGGAGAGAGAAAGGGAGCGAGAAGCUGAGCGAGAACGAGAGAGAGAGCGCGAGAGGGAGCGCCAGCGCAGUGAUGAGAUGAAGAGGAAGGAUUCCGACACGCUGAAGCUUCUCAGAGUAGAGCUGAAAAAAGCCCAGGAGUCCCAGAAAGAAAUGAAGCUCCUUCUUGACAUGUACAAGUCAGCCCCGAAAGAACAGAGGGACAAAGUGCAACUCAUGGCCGCUGAACGCAAAUCCAAGGCUGAGGUGGAAGAGUUGAGGAUGAGAGUUCGAGAGCUGGAGGAGAGGGAGAGGAAGGAAAGCAAGAAGCUGGCUGAUGAAGACGCCCUGAGGAAGAUCCGAGUGGCUGAGGAGACAAUUGAACAUCUGCAGAAGAAACUUGCUGCUACAAAACAGGAGGAGGAGGCUCUGCUGAGUGAGAUGGAUGUGACCGGCCAGGCCUUUGAGGACAUGCAGGAGCAGAACAGUCGACUCUUGCAGCAGUUACGGGAGAAGGAUGAUGCCAACUUCAAACUGAUGAGCGAGAGAAUCAAGUCCAACCAGAUCUACAAGCUGCUGAAGGAGGAAAAGGAAGAAUUGGCUGAUCAAGUUCUCAAAUUUAAGACGCAGGUGGACGCCCAGCUGCUAGUUGUGCAGAAGCUUGAAGAAAAAGAAGGUGUUCUCCAGAACACCUUGGCCACACUGGAGAAAGAGCUGUCUGUCCGGACGCAGGCACUAGAACUCAACAAGAGGAAGGCGGUGGAGGCUGCCCAGCUGGCAGAGGACCUGAAGGUGCAGCUGGAACACACGCAGGCCAAACUCAAAGAGAUCCAAGUCUCUGUGGCCGAGAACCGAACCGCCCGCGAGAGGGAGAGCAGCAACCUGAAGAGAGCUCAGGAGGAGCUGUCCAGACUGAGGCGUAAGCUGGAGAAGCAGAAGAAGGUGGAAGUGUACUCGGACGCCGACGAGAUCCUGCAGGAGGAGAUCAACCAGUACAAGGCCAAGCUGCGCUGCCCCUGCUGCAACACCCGAGACAAGGAGACGGUGCUCACCAAGUGUUUCCACGUCUUCUGCUACGAGUGUCUGAAGAUGCGCUACGACACCCGGCAGAGGAAGUGCCCCAAGUGCAACUAUGCCUUCGGUGCCAACGACUUCCACCGCAUCUACAUCACCUAAUCCAGGCACAGCCGGAUCUGAAGAAAUGGAGAACUGUUGACUGGGGGGAGGAGCAAAGCAUUCUGGGGCAAAUCUGUGAGCAGCCCUGUUUUAUUUCUCUGAACAGCCCUGUUUUAGCUCAUGAUGACCAAAUCGUAGUGUUGUGUGGUAAAUAAACAGUUGUUAGUGCA